GUUCUCUUUCAAAUCAUGGGAGUCAUGCCCAUUAUGCGAACUCCCAAAGAUCAAGCAGGACCUCGAACGACUUUCAAUUGGUUCUCAAACGCCUUCUAUUGGGCCUUCUUCAUUUACGCUUGCGAAACUGUCAUCGUCAUAUGGGUGGCACGUGCUCGUGUCAUUACUUUCCUUACCGAUUCCGAUCGCCGCUUCGACGAAGUUAUCUACAAUAUUAUAUUUAUGAGUUUAUUGAUUCCGCAUUUCCUGUUACCGGUAGCAUCAUGGCGUUACGGGCCUCAAGUAGCGAUCUUCAAGAACAUGUGGACCGAGUAUCAGUUGAAAUUUUAUCAAGUAACGGGAAUUUCGAUCGCUUUUCCGCAUCAUUAUGCUGUCACGUGGUUUCUGUGCGUUUUCUCGUGGGUCCUUGGAGCAAUUGUCAUUUUGUCGCAGCAUUUUUUGCAAAAUGACUUUUUGUUUCGCGAUACCUUGGCAUAUUAUCACAUCUUGGCGAUGCUUAAUGGCUUUUGCAGUUUGUGGUAUGUUAAUUGUACGGCGUUCAAGUAUACGAGCAAACUUUUUAUCCGCCAUUUGCAAGAAACUCUGAGUUCGGAUAGACCAGCGAAGCAAAUUACCGAGCUGAGACACUUGUGGAUGGAUUUGAGCCAUAUGAUGCAACAACUUGGGAAAGCGUAUGCGAAAAUGUACGGCAUUUAUUGCUUGGUUAUUUUUAUCACGACAAUUAUCGCGACAUAUGGCGCGUUAUCUGAAAUUGUCGAUCAUGGCGCCACACUGAAGGAACUCGGACUUUUUAUCAUUGUCUUUUACUGCAUGAGCUUGUUGUUUAUCAUCUGUAAUGAGGCGCAUCAUGCGUCACGGAAUGUGCUUUAUUUGGUGCAAGAUAGACUGCUGAACGUUAAUUUGACGGCAAUCGAUGUCGAGACACGCAAGGAAGUCGAAAUGUUUCUCGUUGCGAUCGACAAGAAUCCGCCAACCAUGAACUUGGAUGGAUAUGUUGAUAUUAAUCGGGGACUAAUUACCUCGAACAUCACAUUCAUGGCAACAUAUCUCGUCGUAUUGAUGCAAUUCAAAAUGACUUUAUUGCGUCAAGCUGCCAAACAGGCUGCAAUUGAUUCCAUGUUGAAUGCUACAAUUCUUCGAGGACUCCGUCAGCAAAAUGCCACGCACUAAAUAUGGACAGGCGCCAUGCAUCACAAGAAUUCUCAAAUAAAGGCGAAACGGAGGAACACACACAUUACGCCAACAAAGGCACUUCAAUCAUUUAAUUAACAAUUUUUACAAUGUUUGAAAUUGCAGUCUAUAUCAGCACGAUACGUCGACAUAUCA
This is a messenger RNA of Culicoides brevitarsis, 1326 nucleotides long. RefSeq names its product gustatory and odorant receptor 22 (gene Gr21a). The coding region runs from base 16 to 1170 and encodes 384 amino acids. Gene Ontology annotation, cellular component: neuronal cell body; membrane; axon. Gene Ontology annotation, molecular function: olfactory receptor activity. NCBI's taxonomy places the organism in Eukaryota, Metazoa, Arthropoda, Insecta, Diptera, Ceratopogonidae. The transcript is spliced from 3 exons. Gene Ontology annotation, biological process: chemosensory behavior; male courtship behavior; sensory perception of taste. The record is from RefSeq and is a predicted model, not a curated record.